AUGGAGAAUUAUUCGCUCUUGGAUCAAGCGGAAGAAGAUGGACUUCACAAAUCCCGCCUUUUAAAUGUUGAAGAGAAGCCAUUCAAGCGAAUCACUAAGCGCCUCCUUGCUCCAAAUUCCCUGGUAUCAUCACCCAGUUCAUUCCUUGCUACACCGCCUCCCGAUGCGAUCCCGGAACGUGAGGCCGAGAAGCAGAAGAUGCUAGAGGAAUGGAGACAGCUCCGCGAAGACAUUACGCUAGACUUUACCGCUUUCGAAAGCAGCCUGGUACGGAUCCAGCUUCUGCUAGCGAGCAAUGAGAAAGAGCGUGAACGAUAUGCGGCCGAGAAGCUAGAGAUCAUGGCGACGGCGCAGGAAGUUCGAGACAACACUACGGAGCUAAGGUCGCAGCUGGAGGAGGCGCAGAAUACGCUUGCUUUACGAAAAACGUACGACGAGCUAGCGGACAAGAUUACUUCUAACCGACUACUUCGGCCACGCGACGAUCAGCAGGCGAAUCUGGAAAAGCUGCAUGCAGAGAUCGCAAAGCUAGAGAAGGAGAGCUCAGAAUAUGCACAGACAUGGGCAGAGCGAAGAGAACAGUUUGGCCGCAUUGUUGAUGAGGGAAUGAACCUGAGGCGGCUGAUCAGGGAUGAAAAGGAGGAGGUUGAGAGACGAGAAGGAAUGGAAGAAGAUGAUGAUGGCGACGAAGGGGAUGCCAGUUCCAAGGGGAAGAGAAGCGCAGUCAGCACGCCCCGGCCUGACGCAGAUAGCAACAUGACUCCCUCACAACAAGCUAGCGGGGAAGAGACAAACCCGGCGAUCACGAAGCUCCAGGCCGAGAAGUCUCGACCUGCAACUCGCGGUGGUACUCCGCUUAGACAGGCUAUUACUGCGUCUGCGUCCCCCACCCCAGAGGGGAAACAGGCAUCUCCGGAUGACGGGGAUGAGGAUAUGGUUGAUGAGGGAGAGGUUUCUGGCGAUGAAGGGGAGUCUCGGGACCGAGCAGCGUCGCAGACCAUGGAAGAUGACUUUGAAGAAGGAGAAGAGAUACCGGACAGCCGCCCGACAGAAAAGAUGGACACGACGUAA
Messenger RNA from Microsporum canis CBS 113480, 1071 nucleotides. RefSeq lists its product as hypothetical. The record is from RefSeq and is a predicted model, not a curated record. The transcript is spliced from 2 exons. Gene Ontology annotation, cellular component: THO complex part of transcription export complex. NCBI's taxonomy places the organism in Eukaryota, Fungi, Ascomycota, Eurotiomycetes, Onygenales, Arthrodermataceae. The coding region runs from base 1 to 1071 and encodes 356 amino acids. Gene Ontology annotation, biological process: mRNA processing.